Messenger RNA from Vicia faba (fava bean), 351 nucleotides. NCBI's taxonomy places the organism in Eukaryota, Viridiplantae, Streptophyta, Magnoliopsida, Fabales, Fabaceae. The record is from the annotation of a GenBank genome assembly.
AUGUAUAUUAUCUUCAAUCCUAAAUCAGCUAAACUCCCUUCAAGCUCUCACGCUCGGGGUACCUCUCUCUCCCUUGCGCACGCCACCCUAGAACCGGCACAUGCCAUACUCCCUUCUUCUAUCCAAGCGGCGAUCGCCAUUGGCUCACCUGCCGACCUCCACCUGUUCCCCGCAGACUGCCACCAGCUUCUAGUCGUCCGCCACCUGCUCCUUAGGUCAAUUUCCAGUCUGCUUCCUCCAUCAAUCUCUAAGCGUUUCCAAUCCUUUUUCUACCUCUGGUUCGUAUUUCAAGCUUCUGAUUCGGUAAAUCUUCUGGAAUUUCUCGAGCUUAUUUUAUAUUUUCUUGAGUAG